Molecule: messenger RNA, 3397 nt
Organism: Struthio camelus australis
Lineage: Eukaryota; Metazoa; Chordata; Aves; Struthioniformes; Struthionidae
Source: RefSeq, a predicted model, not a curated record
AUGGAACUUGCUGCUGAAGAGUCCCAGCUGUCUCACCUUUUCCUCAUAGGAGGGGUGCACCAGUCCCUUAAUCGUCUCAUCCCAGGUCCUUCUCUGCAGAGCUGCUUUCCAGCAGGUGAGAAGCCAGGGCCAGAGCAGGACGAAGUGAGGCUACAGAACGCCAGCAAGCAGAUCGUGCAGACGGCCAUCCUGCGAGCAGUGCAGCAAGUGUCUCAGGAGAGCCAGCAAAAGGAGAAGCGAACGCACAGUAGCAUGAGUCUCCAGCUAGAAAGAGGAAAACUAACCAAGAAGCAUGAAAAGAAGUAAAGUAUGGGAUUUGUUUGUUGCAGUCCUCUUGUCCACAGUAUUUUCGGCCUUCUCCUUAGUAUCAGCUGUACUGCCAGUGCAAUGUUACUGCUAUAAAGCAAACCAAAGUAUAAUCAACACCUAGGUAUAGAAUAAAGCUGCAAUAGUCCUCAGCUGAGAGAUACUAAGUGCAUUAGAUGACUAACUCCAUAUUUACGCAGUGCCUCUUAACAGAAACAAUAAUCAUUGCUAUAGAAGUAGUUUCCAGCACAAGCUCUUACGCUAUGGACUUAUAUUCCAAAGCUUCUAUGUGCAAUGUCUGUGUCAGUUCAACCGGCUGAACUCUUCUCUGAGUUAUUGGGUUCACUGAGGUUUUCUUCACUGAAGAAACAGUUUACUGUUGAGGGUAGGGGAUUGCUUUCAGACUGCCUUGAAACGCGAGUCUGUAAUUUGUUUUGAUUAAACACGAACUAUGUGAAAUGGCAGGAUAAAGUGGAUUUGGUAAGUUCCAUGAAUCAGUCUUGGUUUUUUUCACCCUAGAGGAAGAAAAAAAAUUUAGUAAGACUUUACAGUGACUAUGAUCAUGAUCGUAGUUCUAGAAUCUUUUUCUUUUUUUAAAGAAGUUAAAAGAAGUACUGAAGCUCUGGUCUACUUAUUUGAUAUGCUUCUAAACUUCUGCGUAAAAAUCACUUGUGCCUCAACUACUCCUUUUAAUUUUCUUGUUAUUGAAAGACACUUGUUAUUGAUGUGCUGGUAUGCAGUUGUCUAGCUCUUCCUUCAGUUUUGUAAAUUUGCUGUGGCUUGAUUUACAGCAAGUGAACACUGGAGUGGCUUAAAAGAAGGUUUUGCAUUUAUUAAUAUCUUGAAGAAUGGAAACAUAUUGUAUCUGAAUUCUGUCACGGUAGAUAUUUUCCAAAUACUGGUGUAAAGUGACUCUAGAUAUUUGCAGUUGUCACGUAGAUUCACCUUAAAUAGCACUGCACUAAGCUGAUAAUACAGGACUUACCCUUUAAAUGCUCUCUAUAGCUAAAGAAAUCCAUGAUAUUUCAGAAAAUACGAAUUAAAUAAAUGUAGUUUUCACUUUCAUGUUCCCUUACUGUAACGAUGACUGCACUAUCACACAGUUGAAAUGAAUGACAGUAUAUUUCAUUCUAGAAAUGGCUUGUAGCUCUACUUUAGCUCAAUUCCUAUAAUAAUAUAUCUAGAAUAUGGAGAAGCAGAUGCGCAGGAUCUGCGAAGAAGGAGACAAACUUUUGUAAUUACUUUUCUAUUCAGUGAGAUGUUUCUCAAAGAGACUUUUUGGUUUAAGUAAUUGACUAUUACUUAGUGUGUCCUACUGCUUGUGUUAAACAAUUUCAGGAUUCUUUCUCAUGGCUUGAGGCUUAGCUCAUGAAUAGCCGCAUACUGUAAUAUUAAGCCUCUGAAUUCUGCUGGUUCCAUUUUUUUUUAAUGAACAGCCCUGACUCAUACCAGAUAAUGAUCUAGCUCAAUCUUCUUUCACUCACUUAAAAUGCAAAGAAAAACUCAACAUGAUUAAAGUUAUUCUAAAUCCUCCAAUAAUGAAAACUGAAUUGGAUUGCAAGUACAGUUCUUCACUUCUGUAGUCAUUCUUACUGGGUGAAUUUUCCCAGCAAAAAAAGUUUUGAAAAGUGGAAGUAGUGGCUCUCGAGGCAUCUAUAUGUUUGUCAUAAUAGUCAUUUUUUAUCACUAGUUUCUUCAUCAAUUGAUGUUAAGUCGGAGAUGGCUCUUUUCUAAGCAGUCACUGCAUCAUUUUUUUCCAAGAGCCUAAGAAACAGAUCAGGCACCAAGGUUCAGCUCAGAGGCUGAUGGGCAGGCAAGUCCAGUGGCUGAGGGAAAGGAAGCCUGUUGGAGAGACUCCAAGGUGCAAAGUGAUGUUUGCCAUGGACUUGCUUACAGUUUAGCAGGAAAGAAAGCUGUAGGACAGCAAAAUCACCAUUCCUUUGGGAUUAUUCUACUUUUUUUUAUGCUUUCUUCUCCCAGAAUUUUGCAAGACGUCUUUCUUUUCUAUGUUACUGUUAAUCAACUUUUUAGUAAUCUUAUUGUGACCUGGAAAUUUGUUUGCCUGUUUGAGUCUUUUAAACCAUCAUAUAGAAAAAGAGUAACAUUGAAAGUCAGUGAAUCUAGGCUUUUGCAACCAUUUUGCGUGAGCCUGUUCCACUCCUCCUCCCACUGUGCAGUUCUAGGUGCUCACUUUACCAACCUAGUCCUUUUUGACACACUGUUAUUAAACAAGAAAAUCAUGCCCCUCACUUCAGCGCUGUCAGAAGUCUGAUACUCUGGAGAGAGAAGAGGAGUAGAAAGUCUCAUAGAGCCUUGAAGAAGCUUUCUGCAGUCUCCUAUCAAGGAAAACCAAAUAGUCUAGUGUAAAUUGCACAGUCUUUCCUUAGAGCCAAACAAAGCCUCUCUGAUCUAUACAGUACCUAUCUCUAAAUUAUGGCACACAUUUAGUAUCUCCUAUAGACAAAGGAUGUUCUGCACACCACCUGCAUCCAGUAAACACAGCUGAGAUCUGCACUAUGUGUGUGAGAAUUGCACAAAAUCAAAUUUGGCCCUUGGCUUCUUAUAUACUUACUAAAUGGUGACGGCAAGUGUUUUCUGGUAACUUCACUUAUAUUUUCUGGAGAAAAUAGACUAGAAGCUAUUAGAGAUGUGAUGCAGGUCUGAUUAUGAAUAAAGACAGUUUUAACAUCUUGUAUGUCUCUGGUUUCUGGUGUCAGAAGAAGGGAAGCAAUGUUUAGACUCAGUAGACAAUCUCUUACCAGGUAAGCAAUGUGUUCGUGAAGUUCAGACUGUUAAACGCAACAUUCAACAAAAUAAUUCAUAUCUUACCUGUGGGAGGCAAUCAAAUUGUUUCUAUAUGCAUUUAAACUUGCCAACUUUUGGCAUUUGCCAAGAGUAAGUAGAAGUACGCACAAACAUGCAAAAAUACAUUUAUUGAAACUGUUUUCAUGAAGUAGAAUCAGGUGUCUGUGGCUAUCCUGCCCUAUGCUUGCUAUAUUUUGAUUCAGGGUGGAUUACCACAAUUUUUUUUUCCUGUACUGGGACUAGUCUGUGUAAUGUAAUCACCUUCUAUAAAGCAGCAAAACCUAAA